AAUAGUGUUAUCAGCUGUUCUUUGAGCAAAAGGAUGCCAGCUGAUGUUAAAUAAAAAAGGUAUCACCAGGAGUAAAAUAUAACUAUAGCAUUUAUAUAAAAGUUUUUACUAUACCACUAGUAACAAACAAAUAAAUUGUUAGAGAAAAGCAAAAGAAGGUAGCAGAAUUUAAAGAAUGUAGUUAUAAUUCAACAAAUGAUGAAAAAAGCGACUCCUUUAGUUACCAUUGUAAACGCUGGUCAUCAUGGUUACGAAUCGGGAUUAAAACUGCAAAAACAACUAAGUAAUCAGAAAGCUGAAGAUUGGACCAAUUUCCGUAAUUAUCUAAUUUUGCAGCAACAUGAUCCAGUGUAUACUAUAGGUAUACGAACGAAGAAUUAUUCAGACGCAGAUGAACAACGUUUACGUAAAUUGGGGGCAGAGUUUUUUCGUACAAAUCGUGGCGGAUUGAUAACUUUUCAUGGACCAGGUCAAUUAGUAGCAUAUCCCAUAUUACAUUUGCAUCAAUUUCAGCCGAAAAUGAGAUGGUAUGUUGCUACAUUGGAGAAGACUGUUAUUGAAACCUGUCGCAAAAUGGGCAUUCCACAAGCUACUACUACAUCAGAUACUGGCAUAUGGGUAGGAAAUAACAAGAUUUGUGCAAUUGGUGUACAUGGCUCUAGAUAUGUUACAACACACGGUAUAGGUCUUAAUUGCUGUACCGAUUUACGUUGGUUCGAACACAUUGUACCAUGUGGUAUUGAAGGAAAGGGUGUUACCACAUUGAGUAAUGAGCUACAACGAAAUGUAUGUGUAGAAGAAGCAGCGAAAGUCUUUGUACGAUGUUUUGCAGAGCAUUUUAAAUGCCAAAUACAAGAAAAUGUACAAUGAUUUUACUUUAUAUUCGUAGCUUAGGAAAUAAUAUUGUAUCAUUGUAACAUAAUCUGUGUCUUAUCGAUAUAAACGAAGUAAACAUUUUACACAUUGCUGGUAAGAAAAUUUA
Molecule: messenger RNA, 982 nt
Organism: Bactrocera latifrons
Lineage: Eukaryota; Metazoa; Arthropoda; Insecta; Diptera; Tephritidae
Gene: Lipt2
Product: putative lipoyltransferase 2, mitochondrial
Exons: 1
Coding region: 196-870 (224 amino acids)
Biological process (GO): protein lipoylation
Cellular component (GO): mitochondrion
Molecular function (GO): lipoyl(octanoyl) transferase activity
Source: RefSeq, a predicted model, not a curated record